Molecule: messenger RNA, 3735 nt
Organism: Callithrix jacchus (white-tufted-ear marmoset)
Lineage: Eukaryota; Metazoa; Chordata; Mammalia; Primates; Cebidae
Gene: PPP1R3D
Product: protein phosphatase 1 regulatory subunit 3D
Biological process (GO): regulation of glycogen biosynthetic process
Cellular component (GO): protein phosphatase type 1 complex
Molecular function (GO): glycogen binding; protein phosphatase 1 binding
Source: RefSeq, a predicted model, not a curated record
AAAGAAAGAAAGAAAAAAAGAGGCGCUACCCUGAGUUCCCGGGAGGCUUCUGAAAGCUUCCACUAGAGAAGAGCUCGUCUCUUAAAAUUUCUUAAACUGCAAGAAGCGGAGGACCCGGGCGAGGACUCCAGGGGCAAGGUGGCGAACAAGAGUAGGGCGCGCCGGGCCCCAGCGGUCCCCCGUAGGUUGCAGACACGGCGGACUCUCGGCGGCUUCUGAGCACGGAGGGAGCUGUCGCGGGGUCGGGAGGCAUCCCCUCAUCCCUGUCUCCCCAUCUUCCGACGGCCGGCGGGGCCAUGUCCAGAGGCCCGAGCUCCGCAGUUCUGCCGAGCGCCCUGGGAUCCCGGAAGCUCGCCCCCCGGAGCCUCAGCUGCCUGUCGGACCUGGACAGCAACGUGGCUCUGGAGCCGCCGCACUGUAGGCCCCCGGGGAGCCCGGGCCGCGCGCCGCCACCCACGCCGGCGCCGUCGGGCUGCGACCCCCGCCUGCGGCCCAUCAUCCUGCGGCGAGCGCGCUCGCUGCCCAGCUCCCCCGAGCGCCGACAGAAGGCCGCGGGCGCGCCGGGCGCUGGGUGUCGGCCGGGCUGCAGCCGGCAGCUCCGCGUGCGCUUCGCUGACGCCCUGGGCUUGGAGCUGGCGCAGGUGAAGGUGUUCAACGCGGGAGACGACCCGUCGGUGCCGCUGCACGUGCUGUCGCGGCUUGCCAUCAACUCGGACCUGUGCUGCAGCAGCCAAGACCUGGAGUUCACCCUGCAGUGUCUGGUGCCCGAUUUCCCGCCGCCCGUCGAGGCCGCCGACUUUGGCGAGCGCCUGCGGCGGCAGCUGGUGUGCCUGGAGCGUGUCACUUGCUCGGACCUUGGCAUCAGCGGUACGGUGCGCGUGUGCAACGUGGCCUUCGAGAAGCAGGUGGCGGUGCGCUACACUUUCUCGGGCUGGCGCAGCACCCACGAGGCGGUGGCGAGGUGGCGCGGGCCCGCGGGGACUGAGGGCGCAGAGGACGUCUUCACCUUCGGCUUCCCGGUGCCUCCCUUCCUGCUGGAGCUCGGCUCCCUCGUGCACUUCGCUGUGCGCUACCAAGUGGCUGGUGCCGAGUACUGGGACAACAACGGUGGCCAAGACUACAGCCUCACGUGUCGCAACCACGCGCUGCACAUGCCUCGCGGGGAGUGUGAAGGGAGCUGGAUCCACUUCAUCUGAGCCGCGAGGGGCCACAGCCUGGAGCCUCCACACUUAAGCAACGCCUGCUGUCAUUCAUUUCCCUGCUGGGCCCUCACAUCUAUCUGGUUGUUCUUCGCCACCCUGCAAGUUCUCUGACCUCAUUUUCUGCUGCGAGGUCCCCCGGCAGAGGCCCAUCCUGUCUUCUGCUUGAAAUGUCUGAGUCACUUGGUCUAAAAAGCAGCCUCAGGUGGCCGGAAGGCCGAGUUGACUUGUGUAAUGAGUUGGGGCACGGUGGUGGGGUAGGUGCAUGGGAGGGUGGGCCCUCUGGGGAGGCCCAAGCAGCUUGUUUUGGAAAGGCCCCCUCCUGCUAGGAAGAGCUUUUGCAUGUGUCCUGAAUGUGUCUCUGUAAACAUAGCUGUUAUUUAUUAUUGUGAUGUUGGGACCUUUAGCUCAUAGCGAAUGCCUCCUCAGGAAUAUUCUCGAUUUAAUAAGCUAAAAAAAAGGUCUGUUGUGUGUUUGUGCCCACAGUAAACAAUGUACAGUGUGACCCACAUCAUGGUCCCUCCAGGCAUUCCUGCCCCACGACAAGGAAAACCUGAGACCACAUCUGCUUGCCAAUGGGCUGUAGCCUUCUAACAGUGGGAAACUAUUAAUAGGCAAGAAAUUAUCAGUCAUCACACAACCAUUCCUGGGCACUGAGACAGCCCUGGUGGGGCUGUGUGUCUCUUAGGUUAACAGCUGGGGAGGAGGGGAAAAGCUUCAAACUUAAACUAGCAAAACAGUUCUUUCUCUGCAGUCACAAUUCUGAUUUCAUGUAUUUCUCUGUUCAGGCCAUUCUGUUUAAGUCUGAAACUUCCUAAACGUUUUAAGAAGUCUUGCCUUCGUUUUUUCAAUUUUCAGGUGACUAGAGAAUUUUAGGCAACAGUGCCCUUUUUGACCAUUAAGGUGAUUACCUUUUUGACCAUUAAGGUGACUCUUUUUAUUUCUUGUUAAGCAUCAGAGGAUGUCAGUAUUUAUCUUUUGGGAAUCCAGUUAGAAGGUGGAACUAGAAGGUGUUUUCAGCAAUAGCCAGAGCACUAGAGAAAAAUAAUUGAUAAAUAUUUAUACUUGUAAAUUGUUUGGAGCUGUAUUUACAUAUGUCAUGUUUUAUCAGGUACCCACAAACUUUAUACUUUGUGCCUUCAAAUAGGGUUUCUAACAUGUUCUAGAUUUGUCAGUUUUAAAAUAUUAAAUUCUUUUUUGUUUUAAACCUUCAGCCAAGAAGUCAAGACCACUGUCCCCUCCUGGGUUAGGCAAUCGCUUAAAACUCCAAAGAACUCCAGGCUGAUGGUUCUUUUGGUGCUGAACAGUGGUCUCUCUGAUUACAGGUGCUAGAACUAAGGUGUGAAAAAAAAAAAAGCCAAGAAGGAUCAGAUCUCCAGUUUGUGAAGUGUGUUUGUGAUACAGUUGAAACCAGUGUGAUCAAUUUUAUGAUACUGUCACCAGGGAAUUAAUUCUAAACUUUUGAAUGCUUGUUGGCAUCUGUCAAAUCAAUACCGAAAGGACACAUUUUGCCCUUUACCAAUUUGGUUUUGAUAAUUGCAACCUUUGUGCUUGUCUAGUUCAAAGAACUGGGAUCGCUUUCUUUGGUAUCUUUUGAUCUAAGAACACUGAAUUUUGACUUCUCUACUAAAAAUACAAAAAAUUAGCUGGGCACAGUGGCGUGUGCCUGUAAUCCCAGCUACUCGGGAGGCUGAGGCAGGAGAAUUGCCUGAACCCAGGAGGCGGAGGUUGCGGUGAGCCGAGAUUGCGCCAUUGCACUCCAGCCUGGGUUACAAGAGCAAAACUCCGUCUCAAAAAAAAAAAAAAAAAAAAAAAAUACUGUGACUAAAUUGCAGUCUCUGGCCAUUAGCACUGUUCACUACAUUGGCAUGCAAGAGAGAGAAAAUCCUGGUUACAUUUCCUGCUAUUUAACCAACUGUCCAAUUAGGUCAGCAAGCCUGUUCAGGGCCUUGGCUGUUAAGCCCCUGGCCCUGCAAAAGAGAGCAAUACAAUUAUCCAGAGAAUUUAGGUAUGAGAGCUGCCAGAUUUAUGUUACUUAAAGACAUGUAGAGAAUCUCAUAAUCUAUGUGUUCAGGUCAUGAAAUAUAAAGUAAAUGUUAUAUCUUUGGUAUUAAGUUAACCUCAAUGUGCCUUUUAAAAGAUAUCAACAUUAGGAAAUUUAAAAGCUUAAAUGUACUUGCCUAGUUAAUAAAGAUGCUGUGGAACAACUGAAGGAGAACUUUCAGACCCUAAAACAUUUAUAUUGCUUAGAUAUUAACAUUUUCUGGUGGACUGUGCAAUUGCUGGAUUGUCUCCCCACAUAUAUUUUAUUAUUUAAAAUGAUUUUACCCAUGCGUAAGUAUUAAAGUAUAUGUGUGAAAACAGCUGUGGGCCAUUCUAUUAUGCUAGAGUAUGUUUUUCUUGUGGCCUAAUGACAGAAGACCAAGCUUUAGAAACUUCUUGUUUAAAUAAUUUCACGUCUUAUCCUUUCUACAACACUUAUAAAUGUAGAGCAUUGGCAAAAAUAAAUAAAUUUUGUCAUUGUGCUGCAGCUUCA